Durusdinium trenchii is the source of this 1530-nucleotide messenger RNA. Lineage: Eukaryota; Dinophyceae; Suessiales; Symbiodiniaceae. The record is from the annotation of a GenBank genome assembly.
AUGAAUCAGAUGAAACAAGUGGAAAUUCGCAUGAUUCCCUUCGUUUUUUGUUUGAAGUCAAUUGUGUACAAGUCUAAGGAACUCUACAACCAGUUGGAGAGGAUCGAAGAACUGCGUCCCGGCACUGCCAAGCGAUUGAAGGACCGAGACAUGGUUUAUGGUUUCGAGUCGGAGAAAACAAAAGGUCGGGCCCAGGCUCGGGCGCGCUGUGGGAAGAAAGGAAAGCCGAUGCCAGUGGAUCAGUCAGUCUAUCCGGCCAAGGAGCUGUGUAGCCGCUGCGGCUUUUGUAAUACCUCGCUGAUCGCACAAGUUCAAGAUGCCUGUGCCUUUCUGGGAGCUGGAAUGGCUCGGAUCGACCAGUUGGAGCACACGGUGCAUGGACGUCCACGGCAGGAGGAGGAACUCUAUUUCGGUGUGCAGGAUGGCCUGCGGCCCAUCCAAGUGGCGCCCGAGGCUCGCACCGGGCGACGUGCCUGGACCGGGGUGGUCACGAGCAUCGCAUGUGAAAUGUUGAGAUCGAAAGCGGUGGAUGCCGUGCUUUGUGUGUCCAGCACGGUGGACAAGCCAUUGGAGCCCAAACCCAUCUUGGCACGGAGCGUGGAAGAAGUCCUGCAGACUGGAGGGGUGAAACCAAUGUUGUCGCCCAACUUGCUGCCACUGGAGGAGCUCUGGCAGGUUCGUGGAGAAGACAUCCAGCGUUUGCUCUUCAUUGGAGUUGGCUGCCAAGUGCAGGCUUUGCGUUCAGUAGAAGCUGAUCUUGGUCUCAAGGAGCUAUAUGUGCUGGGGACGAACUGUGUCGACAACCCACGCAAUGCGGAGGCCCUUCAUCGCUUCCUACAAAGUGCAAGCGAGACCCCUGAGACAGCCACAGGCUUCGAGUUCAUGCAAGACAAUCGGAUUCACGUGAAGCAUUCAGAUGGGCGAUAUGAACGAAUCCCGGUCUUUUCACUCAAAGAGCCACAAAACUGUACCGGAGUCAUUGCGAAGUCCUGCUAUUCCUGUUUCGACUAUGUGAACGCAUUGACGGACUUGACUGUGGGAUACAUGGGAGUUCCGUGGCAGGGCGGACGCAUGACGGAGCACCAACAGUACUGUGUGGUGCGCAAUGAACGUGGCCAAAAGAUGUUGAGGCUUUCGCAAAGCGUUUUGGAACUUGGACAGGCGGAGGAGCUCCAGGUGGACGGGCGCUUGUCACGUCAGCAGCUGCUGCCGGAGGUGCUGCGCCCGGAGUUGGAUUUGGCCUUUGGACAGCGGAAGCCAAGACCCGAGCCACCGAGGUGGCUGGCGGAGCUUUUGAGCGAGGUCUUCACUUGGCUGGGCCCACAAGGCUUGGACUUCGCACGUGCCUCCAUUGACAGGGCCACCUUGAGGAACUUGGUGUGCUUGGAGGUGGACCUAUUGAAGAAGCGGGCAGGACAGCAAAUGGAGUUGGAUGCGACUUUGCCAAAGCAUGCGAAGAAGAUCCGCUCUCAAUAUCAAGAGCUCUUCGAGACACUUCUGGAAACUUACAGAGGAAAGCAAGUGCAGUGA